Molecule: messenger RNA, 3858 nt
Organism: Cyanistes caeruleus (blue tit)
Lineage: Eukaryota; Metazoa; Chordata; Aves; Passeriformes; Paridae
Source: RefSeq, a predicted model, not a curated record
CUCCUUUUUUUUUUUUAUAAAUAGUUUUCAUGCCCAUUUAACAGUGUUUUAAUAUUAACUAUUACUUUAGCCUUAUCCAUGUUACCAAUGGAAUGUGGUAUGUGGACUUGCUCUAAAAGUGGUGCUCACGACGACCUGCUCGCAAAUGUAGAGUCAUUACAGAAUCAGCUGAGGAGAACUGAAAAAAAUCUACAAACUGUAGAAAAAGAGCUAUCCAGUACAAGUGAACAUUACAGCCACUGCUUCGAUGAGGUGAUAGACGUCCCUCUGAAGGACUAUGUACAGCCGAAUUACGAUUGUCAAGGGUUUUCCAGCUUGAAGAAUUGUGGUAGAACAUCUCGCCAGGAUUUUCAAAGAAAAUCCAAAUCUUACUCAGUAUCCACAACUUUGGAUGAAAGUGUGGAAGAAAAUGAACAUCUUCAGGAGAAGUUGGAUGCCCUUCAUGAGCAAAAUGCAUCUUUGACUUCUCAGAACUACUACCUAAAGAACAGAGUGGAAACAAUGAACUUUGAAUUGAUGCAAUCAAAAACAAAAAUUUCAUAUCUUGAGGCUGCUUUAGCUACACAUUUAGUCAGCAUUCCAAAGUUGAAAGAACAGAUUGUAAAUUUGGAAGCAGAAGUUUCAGCUCAAGAUAAAAUUCUGAAAGAUGCAGAAGAUAGACUAGAUCAAAAUCAGAAAACAGCAAUGGAAAGAGAACACAUGUUGCAAAGAUAUCAAGAGGGCUAUAAAAAUCUGCAAAUUGAAUUAAUUGAACAAAGCAAGCAAGAAAGGAGAGCACAUCAGCAAAGAAAUGAAGCUUUGUUGAAUGUGGAGGAGCUGACAAGAGCUUUCACAAAGUGUAAAGCAGAAAUAACUGAAAAACUAGAAAGGGCUAAAGCUGAAGAAGUAGUCUUGGGAGAACGUUUAAUUAAUUGUGAAAAAGAAAAAGAGAAGUUGAAUGAAAAGUGUAUCAGCUACCAAAAGGAUCUACACAUCCUAGAAGAGCAACUAAGACAAUUAAAGAAAGAGAAUCACAACACAAAAGAAGAAAUUAAAGCUCUAGAGGAAAAGAACACUGAAAUGACAGUAAUGCUGAGUCAGUCUGAUCAGAAGAUCAUCAAGCUUGAGAGUGAACUUUCUGAAAAAGAAAUAGUACUUAAAGAGAAAGAUGCUCUAAUAAGUGAAAAUGAAGAGCUGACAGCACUAACUGCACAGCAACAUAACCACUUGAAAUUAUGUCGUCAAGAAAUAGAGGUUUCAAGGGAAGAGCUCAAUAUACUAGAAACCAUUAUUUCUCAGUUGUCUUUAAGCCCAUCUGAAGAGGGUAAAUGGCACCCUUUCAAACAGCAGCUAUUGAGUUCCUCAGCAGAAGCUACCUCUGAAUCUUGUGGUGAAUCAAGUAAACCUUUGAUUGCAGAUCUAAGCAUUAAACUGGCAAUGAAAGGAGCAGAAAUUCAAAAGCCUGGUGAAAACUUAACUAUCUGUACUGGAGCUGAUCAUCUUGCGAAUGGUAAUGAAGGACAAGAAGACAGCAGGUUGUGUGACCUGGAAACAGAACCUGUCAAAUUGAUCAGAAAUCCAGGAGAGAGGAGAAAAUAUCAACAGUUGGAACUUAUAAGCAAACAAUUUGAAAAGGUGAGGCAAAAAUUCCAGAAAGAGGUAGAGGAGUUACGCACUAAACUGAUAAAAGCAGAUGAAGAGAAUUCUGCCUUGAGGACCAGCAUGGCUCAAAGAACCAGUCAAUUUCAAAUCAUACAAGAAGACCUACUGAAGAAGGCUUCAAAAACUAAUAGCUUAGAGAGAGAAAUAAGAAAGAAGUCUUCUCAGCUUUCUGCACUUGAGAAACAGUUGGAAGAAAAGACUAUUGCUUAUUCCACUGCUGCAGAAAGAAAUGCUGAGUUGGAACAGGAACUCAUGGGAAAAAACAGAUGCAUUCAUGAGCUGGAAACGACUAUCAGUGAAGAACAUGAGAAAAUAACUUCUGCUAUUGAAAAUGAAAAGUUGCUUCACCUUGAGCAGCACAAAGAAAUGGAGAGACAGAUUGACCUACUUCAGACACAGCUGGAGACAAUGCAUCAACAAUACAUUGAACAAGAGAAAAUAAUAUCUGUGUUACAACAAGAGGUUAUACAGAAACAGCAUCACAUUGAAUCACUGGAUGAGCUGCUAAUAGGAAAUAGAGAGGAAAUGGAAAAUCAAAAUAUCAAGAAAGAUCAAGGACUGAAGAUGCUGGAAAGUCAAUUAACAGAAGAAAAAAUCAAAGUACGACAGCUUGAGUCAGCACUAAAUGUUUGUAAGGAAGAAGUUGCGCUGUAUUUGAGCCAGUCACAAGAAAAUAAACAGAUGUUUGAAAAUCAUCUGAAAGAAAGGUCUGAAGAGCUUCAUUAUUUACAGAAAGAAAUAAAAAUAAAAGGUCAGAAUAUUCAGGACAUGAGUGAACAAAACAUUCUCUUGCAACAAACUUUGCAUCAUCAGCAGCAAAUGUUACAGCAAGAAACUAUUAGAAAUGGGGAGCUGGAAGAUAAUCAAAUUAAACUGGAAAAACAGGUAUCCAACUUGGAAAAAGAGCUUCAGAAACAGAAAGCAUGUGCAGAAGAUAAGUUGAGAAAUGUGGAGGAGAAACUGCGCCUAGCUGCUCACGAAGCAGAUUUAAACAGAAAGAAGGUGGAUGAACUUAAUUCUACAAUCAGACAGAUGAAAUUGGAGAUGGCUCAGUGCAAGAAUGAACUUACUGGCAUGGAAAAAGCAGCAGUCCAAUUAAAACAAGAUGGUGCAAACAAAGCACUGCAGAUAAAUCAGUUGGAUAUCACUCUGGAAGAAGCAAGAUCAGAGCUCAAUAAAAAGGCAAACGAGGUGAAUGAUUUUGAAGAUAAGCUGCUUCAAACUGAGACUUGCCACAGGAAAGCCUUACAGAAAAUAGCAGAACUGGAAUCUGCAUUACAGAAUGCUUGUGGAGAAUUAAAGAUCACUUUAACACAGCUUCGGGAGUUGCAAGAUGCAUUACAGAAUGCACAGUCCUCCCUGGAGGAGAAGAACAUUGCUAUCAUGGAUCUAACAACUGAGCUCAGGUAUUGCAAGGAUGAAAUUGAAGACAAAAAGCAGGAACUCCUUGUCAUGGACCAAGCACUGAAAGAAAGGAACUGGGAGCUGAAACAAAGAGUAGCUCAGAUUACACAAUUGGAUAUGACAGUUCAUGAGCAUAAGGGAGAAAUGGAGCAACAAAUAAUUCAAUUGCAGUGCAAUUUAGAGAAGUCAGAGUUGGAAAUUAAGGAAUGCAAUAAACAGAUUGAGAGCUUAGAGAAGAAACUCCAGCAUUCUAAAGAUGAGCUUCGUGAAAAAGAGUUUGAAUUGCUCCAGAGAAAUCAGGAAAUAAAUCAGCUGAAGAAAAAAAAAUGAAAGAAAACAACAUAGCCUAGAUGCUCUUGGAAAGGUGCAAGAACUGUGAAGAAAUGACAGCUGCUGCCUAUUGGACAAGCAAUAACCCAGAAAUGCUGUUGCUAGCAUCAUAACUGUGCACCCAAAGAGGACAUUUUAAAGUUGUAUUUCUAAAUAAGGAAUGUAGUUAUUUGUACUGAAGCAGAUGACAACCUUUCUAUUUUUCCAACUGUUAGUGAGAUUAUUGCCUUCAUAUAAUAGCAUAUUAAUUUAUCUUUUAUACUUCAGAAUAAAAUUUAUUUAUUUUAAGCUGUAGGGAUGAAUUUCAGCUGUCAUCUUUUUCCAAGGUUUUUAAAUUAUGUACUUGUUUAGUAUCUCACUUCUAAACAAAAGUACAAUGGUACUACCUUAUUAGCAAUUCUUGUUUGGGAAUAUUUUAUCUUCUUUUGUAUGUAUGCAGAGUUGCAGACACAACAUCUUAUUAAAAUGGACCUGUUUGUAAGA